Molecule: messenger RNA, 3711 nt
Organism: Phytophthora nicotianae INRA-310
Lineage: Eukaryota; Oomycota; Peronosporomycetes; Peronosporales; Peronosporaceae
Product: TKL/DRK protein kinase
Exons: 1
Coding region: 1398-3635 (745 amino acids)
Biological process (GO): protein phosphorylation
Molecular function (GO): ATP binding; protein kinase activity
Source: RefSeq, a predicted model, not a curated record
GCGAACUCUUGUGCCAACCACGUGGUCACCCACGCACUUCCGGUCGGGAUUGUGGUGUUUGCAGCCAUGAACUCGGCUGUGAACUGAUCGCGUCGAGCGCAUGGAAUACUCACUGUACCGUACCCCGAGGGACAUUCACCCCAGGCCGGUUCUUGGGAACUAGACACUGUGUGCACCACAUAGACGGAGAAGGUGGUGCUCUUGUUAAACACCGGCUCCGUCCACGUGUGGUCUCUCAGCUCGAUCAACGGAGCGACGUCCGGGUCCCCUCCAUUCGCCCACAUGUUACCUAAGUACGUCCCAGCGCCCGAGUCCUCGAAGACAUCGAUCACACAGUGCGAAGUGUUGAGCAUCUGCCAUCCCGUGCACGUGUGACUGUAGUAAGCCGUCACUUCGUUUGGUUGCGAACAAUUCGUGAAGGUGCAGUCCACUCCGGAGACUUCCCACUUUGGUAUGGCGAUAUUGUCCAUAGUGCGAUUGUGCAUGGGAUAGAUCUGCACCGCAGUGUUGCCUGGUGCAAUGGCAAAGCCUGUGUCCCAUAGGACAGCACGCUGGACAAGUCCCGGGAGACCGGUGAAGUCGACUUUGAUGGCGUCGAGACGUUCAGUUACCGCGGUAGGAACCGACGUGAGCUCCACUUGAUCGCUAGUGUCACCGGCCUUGUAGCGGAUGUAUAGCUGCUGUGCAAUAUCCGAGUCGGAGCCGUUGAAGACAUACGAAGAGGACGACAAAGCACUGGACGAGGAAGUCGCUUCCAGACUUCGAAACGUCACGGUUUGGCCCUGGACGAAGAGCGCAACGGCUCCAAGCAGCAAUGGGAAUGCGGACGUCAAGCGCAUGUCUGAAAAGUAAAUCUUGGAAUGGCGAAUUUCGACUACCGCGAGCACUGGAAAGUCGAUGGACGAGCGCACGAGUUGACGUUGCGGUGCACACGUUACGGGACGGUGAAGAGAUAUCACAACUUGUACCCAUCGAAUUCAGCGGCUUCUUAAACAAUGAUUGUUCGGCCUGUACAGCGCUGCUGUUGCUGACGUUGGAAAAGCAAACGCCAGUGCGCUGUCCAAGUGUGGCACUCACGGACUUAUCACUCUCUAGCUGUGGGGCCUUCUGUUCGAAUACUCCCACAGUCCCGCAUUUCAAUAGGUUCAGAGUAGAAGAAGGUCACCAUGAUGACCGUUUUUCAAGAAAAAGCUCUAUGGCGAUGGAACAGCUCGUUGAAUUUUGUCCUUGGGUAAAGUGGUCAAGCAAGUUGCACGCGCCUAAUUCACAAGUCAAUCUCAAUACAGCUCCAUCUCCGGAAACCCAACUCGUUACGAGUUGAUCCCGUCGAGCUCCAACACUCACACCUCAUUAUUCUUAGUAGCGCUGGACGACAGGAAACGGUUUGUCCGGCACCAAUGGGCUCAAAUGAUACAACGGUCGCCAGUUUACUGGACAGUGGAGCCUGGCAAUGGCUGGUGUGGAGCUGGCGACUCGCUCGUCGUGAAACUUGCAUGAAAGAGAAAAACCUUCCACGACGGCCGCUUCGCCAACAUCUCUAUCCACCUCAUUCUCGCUUUCUCCAGCUUGCGAAGAGCUCCAUCCACUCAACUCGACACCUUCGACGAGGCUCCACCAUGAGUCGAAGGCGCACUCGACGCCUGUCGAGCUCAGACGACAACGUUCCACUGCCCUUUGAUGCCACGUACUUCGCCUUCGACGGAACCAACUCCGAUCUGGCAAGACAGCUGUACUUCCGAGCCAAAGACGGUGGCUCAGUGGCAAAGUACACCAAUUUAGCACUGCCCAAGGCAAUUCAGACACGCCUUGACGACAACUAUCUCACGUGGGAUGAUCUAUCAGGCAUCGCCCAACGUGCGUUACUGUGGGACUCGGGCUUUGGCGUCACGUUAGAUAACAAGGUUGUCCAGAUAUGGACACUUGGUGGGCACUCCAUGACCGAUUUGGCUGUACCACUGGAUCAGUUCAACGCUGUGGGCUGUAAGGAGAUGAACUGCACUCAGCCUGGCACUGUCAUCAAGAGUUAUAGCAACUUUCACUGCAGUGGAGAGCAGAUGCUCAAAGCUGCUCGCUGCGUCGUACAGGACUUUGAGGAAAGCGAAUCGCUUCAUCUCGCCAUGUGGAUGACUGGAGGAAACCCCAAGGUGAUCCCGACACCGCAAAUACGGAAGCAUUCCUGGAAGGAUGACUACAGCAACGUUUCAUACGUCGUCGUUGCUGUACACACAGUGCUUGGCAACGAUGAAGCAGCUUAUGGCGAGUGCCCUAAAACCGGAAACGGUGGAUAUGGGUCGCUGGUGCUACCUUGCUACACAACUGUUAACAUUACAGAAGAGGUGAGAGAUGCGAUGGUAACAGUAGAGGGGUCUCCCUGGGUUACAAAAUGGUUACGUCAAGAGUAUUCAGACGAGCCGAAGAUAACAAGCGAGGCCUCCUCCGACAAGAACGGCGGGUUUAAGUUGGUGUUCAUCGCUCCUAUCAUCGCUGGCGUCCUCGUCGUUGUCGGUCUUGUAGCUCUGUUUGUGUUUGUGAAACGCAAACGACAACGGAACGUCGAAGCGGACGCUCUCGAAGUCUCGUUGAUCUACUUGGAGACUUGCCGUCCGAACAGUUUCAAGGAGGAACAUUCGCCUGAAAGUGACUACGUCCGAGACGCAUCCACAGCCCCAACGCUCGAUGACACGUUGACUGUAUCGCACAAAGGCGUCGACAAAACCAUCAAGUUUAAGUCGAGCACCAGCUCUGCCAGCGACUUCGAUUCCGGGUCGAAUAGUACGCUGCAAAUCCUGCUUAAAAGCGAGUUCCUGAGAGGUAAACGUCUCCCUUACGACAGUCUGAGUUUCACGAAACCUCUGUCGAAAGGAGCAUGCGGGGAAGUGUGGCUGGGUGAGUAUGAAGGCCAGCAAGUCGCCAUUAAGCGGUUGCUGCAAGUUAAAGCCCAUCGUGCGGAUGAAGUGGAGGAAUUCGCUCGUGAAAUCGAGCUGAGUGCCUGUCUGGUGCACCCCAACAUUGUGUCAUUCAUUGGUGUGGCCUGGAAUAGUCUCAACAACUUGGUGAUGGCGCUCGAGUUCUUCCCGAUGGGAGAUUUGCAGGCGUAUCUGGCCAAGAACGGCGACUUGAUGUCUUGGCCUCGGGAUAAAAUCCACAUUGCGGUUGAUGUUGGAUGUGCACUCAAGUAUCUGCACUCUCGGUCUCCUCCGCUGAUUCAUCGCGAUCUCAAGUCGAAGAAUAUUCUUCUGACAAGUCGGCUAGAAGCCAAACUCAUCGACUUCGGGGUGAGUCGGGAUCGCCAGGAGUACUCCAUGACUGCUGGGGUGGGUACUCCGUACUGGACAGCGCCCGAAGUUCUGGAAGGAAAGAGGUACACGGAGCAGGCGGAUAUUUACUCGUUUGGAGUGGUGUUAACGGAGCUAGAUACCGGCAAGGUCCCGUACCAUGACGCCUUGACAGCUGAAGGGAACAAGCCGAAGCCAUUCCAGAUUUUGACGGAUGUCAUGGCGGGCAUGUUGCGUCCUAGCUUUUCGAAGGAUUGUCCGUCCAGAAUCCGCCGAAUUGGCGUGGCAUGCUGCCAGCAGGACCCGUCUCGACGGCCUACUGCAGUGCAAGUUGCCCACAUGCUGCAAGAAGCGGACUAAUGUUGCAGUACUUGUACUUCGAAGUAGUUUUUAUUUUUUCUUAACUCCUUAAUAAUAAUUGAUAUUCCAUGGCAAA